CGCAAAACACAAACAAUCAAAAUCAGUGUUUUGAUCUCGUGCCAAAGAAUCGAAUGAAUCGCUUGACCGCUUCCGCUGGUUUAAUCCGGCGAUUGGCUUUGCCGCCAAAGGUCGCAUGGCCGAUCUGCCAACGGAUCCAACGGUUUGCCACUGGGGAAGAGUCCGGUGGCAAUCCGAAACCACCGGUGCCGGACGCCGACACUAUCUUCGACAAAAUCAUCCGCCGGCAGAUCCCGGCGGACAUCAUCUUCGAGGAUGACCACUGUAUGGCCUUCAACGAUGUGUCUCCGCAGGGUCCGGUGCAUUUCCUGGUGAUUCCGAAACGGCGUAUCCCAAUGCUGGAGGAUGGAGCCACCGGCGAUACGGAACUGUUCGGCCAUCUAAUGUUGGUGGCCGGUCAGCUGGGUAAACAGAGGGCCCCGCAAGGGUUCCGCCUGGUGGUCAACAACGGCGAACAUGGAUGCCAAUCGGUGAACCAUCUGCAUCUGCACGUCAUCGGGGGACGUCAGCUGGGCUGGCCUCCGGGGUAGUUUAGGUGUUAUGUAAUCGCAGUGCUUUUGUCAAUAAACGAUAGACA
Messenger RNA from Aedes albopictus (Asian tiger mosquito), 577 nucleotides. RefSeq names its product histidine triad nucleotide-binding protein 1. The record is from RefSeq and is a predicted model, not a curated record. The transcript has a single exon. Bases 54 to 530 code for a protein of 158 amino acids. NCBI's taxonomy places the organism in Eukaryota, Metazoa, Arthropoda, Insecta, Diptera, Culicidae. Gene Ontology annotation, cellular component: nucleus; cytoplasm. Gene Ontology annotation, biological process: purine ribonucleotide catabolic process. Gene Ontology annotation, molecular function: hydrolase activity.